AUGGCGGAACCUCUUACCCCCACACAUCCAUCGGUGACGAAUGCCAUGAAAGCGCUUACAGAGAGCAUCAUCCGUGACAGCCGGCUUGAAGCAAAUGCGCAACCCUCUCUCAAGGAGAAUAAUGCCCCAAAGCCCACUGCCAAAACCAUUUCUAAACCCACUUCUAAAGCCACUCCCGCCUCGGGAAAGAAGCGCAAGGCGGCGGAAACAUCCCUAGAAGAAGAAAUCGCAGCAUACAAGGCAGAUCUCGACGAUGUUAUCUGCACAGACGAUUUCGAGAACGAUCCACUUCCCAGCUGUGGCUCUAUCCGCGCAAAGAUGAACAAGCUCUUCGAUUCAGGCGUCAUGAACAAGUUAGAAUUCUGCAGAGCCACAGGCACAAACUUCAACUCGCUCAACAAUUUUCUCAAGCAAAAGGGCCCCUACGGCGGUUCUGAUAGUUGUGUCUGGCGUAAUGCAUACGGUUGGUUCAAGCAGCGUGAAGUCAUGGGUCUCAAGAUGCCUGAUCCCAAGAAACGCCGCAUCGCAGAGGCGAAAAAGAACGAAGCAGAGGGAAAGACUUCCAAGGGAGAAUCAUCAAAGAGUGUAACAGGUCUUCCCGACAUAAGCAACAUCCAUCUCCCCGAUGAGGAAAUAGACGACGUACCUGUCUACGACGACUGCGAUGAAAUCCGUCGCAAGAUCAAUGCUCACUUGAAGACCACCAAUGUCACCGAAGCGCAGUUCUGUCGGGACCUGUACGCACAGUUCAAAGUGCCCACGUGCAAGGGAAUCCAGUCAAAGCAACUAUCCGACUUUCGAUCGACCAAGGGAUCGAAUUGUGGUGCCAAGAGCUCGGUGUACUACGCGGCAUACGUGUAUUUUGAGAAGCUGAGGAUUGCGCAGGGGAAACCCAUGAGCCAUCAUCAUGCGUUGAAUAUGGACUUGAAUCCUGGGGGGUUGCCAAGGGAUGUCGAUGGUAGAGCUAUUGUUUAA
Fusarium graminearum PH-1 is the source of this 975-nucleotide messenger RNA. RefSeq lists its product as uncharacterized. The transcript is spliced from 2 exons. The record is from RefSeq and is a predicted model, not a curated record. The coding region runs from base 1 to 975 and encodes 324 amino acids. NCBI's taxonomy places the organism in Eukaryota, Fungi, Ascomycota, Sordariomycetes, Hypocreales, Nectriaceae.